Molecule: messenger RNA, 474 nt
Organism: Protopolystoma xenopodis
Lineage: Eukaryota; Metazoa; Platyhelminthes; Monogenea; Polystomatidea; Polystomatidae
Source: the annotation of a GenBank genome assembly
GCUUCUGAAGAAUGCCUAAAUAUGUUGAGAAAAUCUUCAUGUCUUCGAUUUUGCAAGACGAUUAAACAACUUAAUGCUGCAUUUAGUCCUAUCGAAUCACAUCUUUUUACUGUGGAUGCGAUGCUCUCUUCUAGAGCGUAUUAUUUAAAAACUGCAAAUGCGGUUGCCAGGCAUGCUUAUGAACUGAAUCAACUUGCAGAACAGAUAUCAAAUGUUUGCUUGAUGCUUGGCGAAUAUCCCCAAGUUCGUUAUAAAUUGACAGAAGCUAAUCAACUGAUUGCCCAACUCAUCAAGGACAAAUUAGAUUUACUCAAGCGCGAUAACCCGAAUAUAGGCCAGGGACCCCACAAAGAUAGAAGCAUCAUACUCCUUCUCGAUCGCGGUUUCGACCCAAUAUCACCCCUUCUUCACGAGCUAACCUUCCAAGCGAUGGCCUUUGACCUGUUUGAAGUAGAUGAAUACACUUAUACGUAA